Messenger RNA from Meloidogyne enterolobii, 1735 nucleotides. Lineage: Eukaryota; Metazoa; Nematoda; Chromadorea; Rhabditida; Meloidogynidae. The record is from the annotation of a GenBank genome assembly.
AAAAUAAAACAUUUAGAUGUAAUAGAAAAUAGUAGUUCAUGUCUCGACAUUUUUUGUCUAAAAAAAUCAAAGUCUGCGCGGAUAUUUGAGGAAAUUGAAGAAAUUGAAGGGAAUUUUGUAAGACGUCCGUUAUUUAUAAAUGAACAACCGAAAGAUCAAUGUGAAAAUGAUGAAAGGGAAUUUGAUAAAGUAGUAAAAAUUAAUGGAAUUGAAUACAAUUACACAGAUGAAAAAGAGCUAGAAGAAAGUAAAAGCAAAGAGGGAGGAAUUAUUCCUGAAGGAAAAGCUAAGGUUGUUUAUAAGGGGUUGGGUUCUUUGGAAAAUCUUUGGAGGUCCUUUGAGAAUCCCAGGUUCUUGAUUAGGUUUGGUUCCUAAACGAGGUGUAUCGCGGGAAAAGUCAUUCAAUCCGUCUUCCCCAGCAGCAGAAAAUUGAAACCAUGUGAAGGUCACAACAACAUGUUAUAUGUAGACUUAUUGUAGCAGGUCAUACAUAUAAUCGAGAAAUAAUUUUUUAAAUUUUUGACCACAAACUUUUAAAAAAACAUUUCAAAAAUGUGUGUUUUCCUUGGUAUAAAAUUCUCGACAUUAUACUUAGAUCGAGAGGAAUCAAAUAGUAUAUAAUAUUACCUAGUUUUGAAAUUGUCUCCAAUAUACAUAUAAAAUAAUCUUUAGUUUAACCAAUUUCUAGAUAUUUACUGGUAAAUCGUUUACUAACGGAAAAGUAUAUUGUGUUAUUUUGAAAGUUUUUGAUAGCCAAAAAAUGAAUGAAUACAAAAAUGAAAAGAAAAUUUUAAUGAAAAUAAAAUCUGAAAUUCAAAAAAAUAAAGUUAAAAAUUCAAAAAUAAUUGAGCUUUAUAAUUAUGGAGAAUGGAAAGUUUUUUCUAAUGAAGAGGAGGAAGAAGUUACUAAUUAUGUACUUGUUCUUGAAUAUGGAGGAAAACCUUUUGAUUCUUAUUGGAAAGAUCUUGUAAAAGACGAUAAAACUGAACAAAAACUUGUCCCUCAAGCUAAGAAUAUUGUUAAACAGACAGCAGAAAUUUUAAAGGAAUUACAUAGCUAUAAUGUUCUUCAUUUGGACCUAAAACCACAAAAUUUGGUCUAUAUUGAAGGAAAUGAAGACGAAAUAAAUUUAAAAUUGGUUGAUUUUGGUAUUUCUAAAAUUCUUGAUGAAAAUGAAGUUAAAAAGAAAUGCUUCUUUAAAUGGGAUAAAAAUGAGUGCCGCUCAAAUUUAAUAGUUAAAGGAAAAGGCCUGUCUGGAACGCCUCAAUUCAUGAGUUUUGAACAAUACAAGAUUGAUAACUAUGAAAAAGUUGAUCUAUCUCAAAAGUCUGAUAUUUGGUCAUUUGGUGUUUUGACGUUUUAUUUGUUAAGUCAAGCAGUUUAUAGAGGAACCUCGUACUCUUAUCCGUUUAUGACAGAGAUUAAGGAAGGAACUCCUAUUAAUUUGCAACUAGAAAACAUCAGAACUGCUAUCAAUCUUACACAUAGACACACACUAAUGAAGGGACAAAGAAAUUUGGGAGAUCCAGCUCAUGCAAAAAUUUGCAAACAAUUUGACAACCUUGUUAACAAAUGUUUGGAUAAAGAAGCAAAAAAGAGACCAAAUGCAAAAAAGUUAAUAGAUGAACUGAACAAGUUGGGGAACUGAAAACAAAAUUUUGGAAGGACUGAUUUGUACAUGUGUAGAUUUUUAAAAAUGUUUUUUAACGAUUUUAUAGCAACAGAGAAUUUUAAC